AGAUUAGCCUACUAGAAGUUUCUCUAUUUUUCAUAAACCCUCGUCCUAUAUAUUUCACUACAAUCUCGGCUUGUGGUCUCCUCGUGUCUGAAUUCACUCCGAAUAUCUCUCUGUAUCAUUUCAUACACAUCUAUUUUCAGCCAUGGGAAAGUGCUACCCAACAGUGAGCGAGGAGUACAAGGUUGCUGUCGACAAAUGCAGGAGGAAGCUUAGAGGAUUCAUCGCUGAGAAGAAUUGUGCUCCUCUUAUGCUUCGUCUUGCGUGGCACUCAGCUGGUACUUAUGAUGUUAAGACCAAGACUGGGGGGCCUUUCGGAACAAUGAGGAAGAAACUUGAGCAGUCUCAUGCUGCCAACAAUGGACUUGAUAUUGCUGUUAGGCUGUUGGAGCCUUUCAAGGAGCAGUUCCCCAUCAUCUCUUAUGGUGAUUUGUAUCAGUUGGCUGGAGUUGUUGCUGUCGAAAUUACUGGAGGUCCUGAUGUUCCGUUCCACCCAGGAAGGCCGGACAAAGAGGAGCCACCACAGGAAGGCCGCUUGCCUAAUGCUACUUUGGGAAAUGAUCAUUUGAGAAAUGUGUUUGUUGAAACAAUGGGACUUUGUGACAAGGAUAUCGUUACCCUCUCUGGUGGCCACACCCUGGGACGCGCUCAUAAAGAGCGUUCUGGGUUUGAAGGACCCUGGACAACCAAUCCUCUCAUCUUUGAUAACUCCUACUUCAAGGAACUCUUGACCGGAGAGAAGGAAGGGCUUCUUCAACUCCCAACUGACAAGUCUCUUCUUGAAGACCCUGUCUUCCGUCCCCUUGUCGACAAAUAUGCUGCUGAUGAGGAUGCCUUCUUUGCCGACUAUGCAGAAUCUCACAUGAAGCUUUCUGAACUUGGGUUUGCUGAGGCUUAAGCUCUGGAGAACAAGACAGCUUUCUCAAUAUGAGUGUCAUGUUUUAGUUUACAAAGUUGUAGUUCAUUAUGAUGAAAGAGUUGCUGUAGGCUACCCAUUUUGUCAUUUUACCCGCAUAAUAAUCGAUUGAACUCUUUCACCUUGGGUUUUAUAAACAGCCCAAGUAUCCUGCAAUCCGCACUAUGUGGUUAUUUGCCUGUUGGGUGUCACCAUAUUAUUACAGUAGUAGUUAAGUUUGCCUAA
This is a messenger RNA of Daucus carota subsp. sativus, 1138 nucleotides long. Its product is annotated as L-ascorbate peroxidase, cytosolic. Gene Ontology annotation, molecular function: peroxidase activity; heme binding. Gene Ontology annotation, biological process: hydrogen peroxide catabolic process; response to reactive oxygen species; cellular response to oxidative stress. The coding region runs from base 143 to 895 and encodes 250 amino acids. The transcript is spliced from 10 exons. The record is from RefSeq and is a predicted model, not a curated record. NCBI's taxonomy places the organism in Eukaryota, Viridiplantae, Streptophyta, Magnoliopsida, Apiales, Apiaceae. Gene Ontology annotation, cellular component: chloroplast.